UUUUUAACAAACCUUCACUUAACAAGGGGGGAGGUUCUGACUUGUCGAGGCGAGCUAUGUGAAGAGUUAUGCUUUUAUAAUUUAUGUUAAAUAUUAUCUGCGGUCUGUUUUCUUUUGAUUUUACCCUUUGAAAAUAUAAAAUUGAACAGAUAAGACGUCAAAGCGAGACAAAUGGACUGGGACGAUAGAUACGAACAGCUUACGAAAUACAAGGCUAAAUUUGAUAAAUAUUCGUUUUAUUUUAAAUUAAAAGAAAUCCUAACUGACAAACCAGAUUUGCUUCGUAAUAAGACUAUUCUUAAUUUGCAAGGGGGUUCAGGUUGGAUUGCAUUAUACUGUGCUCUUGUGGGAGGUGCUUCUAAAGUGUACACCGUGGAGAACUCUGAAGCAAUGGUUCAGAUAAUUAAAGGGUGUUCAGUUGAAAAUGGUGUUAAAGACAAAGUGCAGGUUUUAAAAGGAAAUGUAAAGGAUAUUGUCAUACCUGAACCAGUGGAUGGAAUUAUUUUUGACUGGACGACAUUCAGUGUUUUUAAUGACAGUUUUCAUGAAGACAUAAUCGCAGCAAGAUCUUACAUGAAAAAUGGUGGAUUCAUCAUCCCAGAAUCAUGUGAAAUAUAUGCAGGGCUAUGUCAGCUGACGACUUGCAUCGAUUUUUUGAAUGCGAAAGGCAUUACAAUGAAAUCAGUGGAACAAAUUUACAGAGACAAGUGUAGCAAUAAAUUAUUUAACACAGGCGUUAAAUCUAAAAGGUUUAAUUCAAACGUACAAAAAUUAGUGGAAAUAAAUUUUUACAAUUCAACAAAAGAUGAGUUGGACAGUGUCAAGCAUGAAUUAUUAUUUGUUGCCAACGACUCAGGGAUAGUUGAUGGAAUCAGCAUUUGGUGUUCUUUUGGGCUGUCUGGUGUCACUAAUAAACCCUUGGAAAAUACAGAUAUUAAUCCUUCUUGGGCGGAUUCGAGUGAAACAUCAAUUAUUUUUUCAAACCAGCUAGAAGUAGAAAAAGAUGAGCCUGUUUGUUUCGAUCUUACAUUCGUAAAAGAGAAUGCUGGAAAUUACAAGAUAAAACUUGAAAAUAUUGAGCCAGAUGAAAUUGAACACCCUGUUGGAUGCAAUUGUUACAUGACGAAAUGCAUGGUGUUAUCUGCCUGUCUUUCAAAUCCUGCCUUCAAUUAUGAUGAUUCAGAUUAAAUUCAUACGUCUGAUUUGUAAGAUAACAAACCUUGUAUUAAAUUACAUGUAUAAUUAAGUAAGCAUAAUAGGUUGAAGUAUUGUUCUAUCAUUGUUAAGGAAGAUUUGUUAUCAGGUCCCAGUUGAAUUUAUAAAAUUAUAUUUUAUAUCAUUGCUGAGAAGUUUCAUUCUGUUAUGUUGUACAUAUAAAUGAUUAUCAAUUGUAAUUAUGAUUGUGUGUGUUGUCUACAGAUAACAGUUUAUCUGGCACGAGUUGUACUUUGUCAAAACAUAAUUUUGGUAAUAUAUUUUAUUAAAAAAUAAAUUUAUACAAAUGC
Messenger RNA from Cimex lectularius (bed bug), 1505 nucleotides. RefSeq names its product protein arginine N-methyltransferase 2-like. Gene Ontology annotation, biological process: peptidyl-arginine methylation. The coding region runs from base 172 to 1188 and encodes 338 amino acids. Gene Ontology annotation, molecular function: protein-arginine N-methyltransferase activity. NCBI's taxonomy places the organism in Eukaryota, Metazoa, Arthropoda, Insecta, Hemiptera, Cimicidae. The transcript has 4 exons. Gene Ontology annotation, cellular component: nucleus. The record is from RefSeq and is a predicted model, not a curated record.